Messenger RNA from Aspergillus uvarum CBS 121591, 2356 nucleotides. RefSeq names its product peroxisomal copper amine oxidase. The record is from RefSeq and is a predicted model, not a curated record. Gene Ontology annotation, biological process: amine metabolic process. The coding region runs from base 256 to 2307 and encodes 683 amino acids. Gene Ontology annotation, molecular function: quinone binding; copper ion binding; primary methylamine oxidase activity. The transcript is spliced from 3 exons. NCBI's taxonomy places the organism in Eukaryota, Fungi, Ascomycota, Eurotiomycetes, Eurotiales, Aspergillaceae.
GAUGGCUGUUGGACACGGUUUAUUUUAAAACCCACUAGGUCCGCCCUUCAUUGAUGUUGGAGAAACAAAAGAGUCUCACAGGAUUGUGCAGGUUGUUUCUGUGUCUGUCUGCUCUCUCCAGCAUCUGCCGCCGUGAUAAUCUCCCGGCUCUACCCCACACUUUCUCAUUAAUAGUUCUACACUCUUCGACCUUCCGGAUCUCACGAAGACACAACUGACGAUCUCACCCGUGCUUUUUUGACAACUCUACACAUAAUGGUUCUCGACCGUUUGCAACAAUUGGCUCACCAUGUCAAGGCCACCGCGCCUCCUCCUCACCCCCUCGAUCCUCUUUCGACAUCGGAAAUAGAUACCGCGGUGGCUCUGAUCCGCAAGGAGCAUGGCAAAGUCAACUUCAAUGCGGUCACGCUCUACGAGCCCCGCAAGAUCGAGAUGAUGGCCUGGUUGGCGGAUCCUCAAAAGGCCCCUCGUCCUGUCCGUAUGGCAGACGUGGUUGCCAUCGCGCCCGGCGGCAAGGUCUACGAUGGUAUCGUGGAUCUUGAGAAGGAGCAGGUCAUCGAGUGGAAGCACACACCUGGCGUGCAGCCUCUGAUCACAAUGGAGGAUCUGCAGGAGGUGGAGUCGAUCGUCCGCAAGGAUCCUAAGGUUAUCGAACAGUGUGCUAUCAUCGGCAUUCCAAAGGAAGAAAUGCACAAGGUCUAUUGCGAUCCUUGGACCAUCGGAUACGAUGAGCGCUUCGGCACCGAUGUUCGCCUGCAACAAGCCCUCAUGUAUUACCGCCCGCACGUUGACGAUUCUCAAUACACAUACCCCUUGGACUUCUGUCCGAUCUUCAAUGCUGAGACGAAAGAGGUCAUUCACAUCGACAUUCCCCCGGUACGGAGACCGAUCAGCAAGGCUCCUCCGAACAAUUAUGAUGUCAACUCCAUUGAGAAGGAUGGUGGCUUCCGCACGGAUAUCAAGCCCAUCCACAUCACUCAGCCCGAAGGUGUUUCCUUCAACGUCAACGGACGCAACAUUGACUGGCAAAACUGGAACAUCCACGUCGGAUUCAACUACCGCGAGGGGAUCGUGCUCAAUAACAUCACCUUCAAUGACAAGGGCAACGUUCGCCCGGUCUUUUACCGUCUCUCGCUGGCGGAGAUGGUCGUCCCCUACGGUAACCCGGAGCACCCCCACCAGCGCAAGCACGCUUUCGACCUCGGUGAAUACGGCGGUGGCUACAUGACCAACAGUCUCUCCCUGGGCUGUGACUGCAAGGGUGCCAUCCACUACAUGGACGCCGCCUUUGUCAACCGCGCCGGUGCCAGUACCAUCGUCAAGAACGCCAUCUGCAUCCACGAGGAGGACAAUGGCAUCCUCUUCAAGCACACCGACUUCCGCGACGAGUCGGUCAUCGUGACCCGUGCCCGCAAACUGAUCAUCUCGCACAUCUUCACCGCCGCCAACUACGAGUACUGCGUGUAUUGGAUCUUCCACCAGGACGGCACUGUGCAGCUGGACAUCAAGCUGACGGGUAUCCUGAACACCUACGCCAUGAACCCCGGCGAGGACACCCACGGCUGGGGCACCGAGGUCUACCCCGGCGUCAACGCGCACAACCACCAGCACCUGUUCUGUCUGCGCGUGGACGCCAACAUUGACGGGCCCAACAACACCGUCUUCCAGGUCGACGCCGUCCGGGGCCCCGGCGAGGUCGGCAGCGCCGAGAACAAGUACGGCAACGCCUUCUACGCCAAGAAGACCAAGUUCAACACCCCGCGCGAGGCCAUGUCGGACUACGAUGGUAACACCAGCCGCACCUGGGAGAUUGCCAACACCAACAAGCUCCACCCUUACAGCAAGAAGCCCGUCACCUACAAGCUGGUCAGCCGCGAGGUGCCUCCUUUGCUCCCCAAGGAGGGUGGCCUGGUCUGGAAGCGAGCUGGAUUUGCUAGACAUGCCGUCCACGUUACCAAAUACUCCGAUGACCAAAUCCACCCCGCGGGCCGUCACGUCCCCCAGACCUCCGGCGAGCCCUCCCAGGGUCUCCCCGCCUGGAUCGAGGAGGCCGGCGCCGACAGCUCCAUCGACAACACCGACAUCGUGCUGUGGCACACCUUCGGCCUGACCCACUUCCCCGCGCCGGAGGAUUACCCCAUCAUGCCCGCCGAGCCCAUGACCCUCCUCCUCCGGCCCAGACACUUCUUCGCCCGCAACCCGGCCCUCGACGUGCCGCCUAGCUACGCGCGCACGCCGUCUCAGAUUGCGUCAGAUUCUUGUGGUUGCUCAUGCAAGAAGAGCGACGGGUCUAGUGUGCAGGUUUAAUUUUAUUUGGCGGAAUUGUGACUCUUUCUUGUAUAUACCAUUGUUUAGG